GGACUUUCAUUCCUUUUCUUGGGCUGCCAUCACAUCCAUCUUCGAUACACACAUACACAGAAUUCCUACAGUACAAAGUCAAUUUCAACCUUUAAGAUGCCUCCUAAGCGUCGUCCUCCUCCAAAAUCUCUCGCGCCUCCCAAGUCAAAGAAAUUCAGAUUAGACAACGUUGCCUUGGAAACUUCGGUAUCGACCACAGCCAGCAUCUCAGCAGCUAGCAAUGACCUAUCUCUCAUAUCGACUUCUGCAAAGGAUGGUUCCGCUGCAUCUGGCAGCCAACUUCCCUUUGAAACUCAAGAUAAUACUCUUAGAAUGUUUACUCAGGAAGAUCAACUUCAAUCUGUUCCCCCAGGAUACGCGCUGUUUGGUAAUAACAUGGCAGUAAAGAACGGCCCCAACAACCAACAGAAUCGCUUCAAUUAUGAGCCAGCAUGGCAAACUAGCUAUAAGGCAAGAUACAAUGAGAGGCCAGCACAAGAAAUCAAGUCGAAGGAAGAUACAAGAUACAAUGAGAGACCAGCACAAGAAAUCAAGUCGAAGGAAGAUAAAAUUAUCUCUAAACCACCUCGUAAGAGGAGAUACAAUACUGCUAAGAGAAGAGCCGCCAAAUUCAAUUUCCCCACCGAAAUCAUCCGUCUCAUCUUCCGAUGUCUCAUUUCCGAACAUCAAACCUUCGACAACGACCUCUGCACCGCCGUCUGCUUUGCCUUAACCUGCCGUCCCCACUGGAUAAUCUUCCGCUCCAUCCACAGUCUCAAGAUCUCCCUCCUCGUUCAAGCCCCCAGAACCUUCAACCACAAAAAGGCCUCAGUUCCCUACAGACUCGGAGAUCUCUUGAUCCAAUGGAUGCUUCCACUAUACCGUCCUUUACGCUGUGUGAUUCAGGAUGGCAGAGUCGUGCUAGAAGGUAUCGUAGCUAUCACGUUAUUUGUCAGUUUCGCUGCAUAUCCCAAAGUAGGAGGCGAGAAAGAUCGUGAGCUCGAAUCAAGAAUCUUUGAAUACAAGCGCAACUUUUUUUCCAAAUUCUACUGUAUCUACCAUGGAAUUCAUUACAGUCUCGAAAACGAUGUUGCAGGUCUGAAUUGGUUCAUCCCAAACCCGUUUCGUAUGGGCCUGGAAUGGUAUCCUGCUACAAUCCGCUUUCUCAAACAGACUAUCUUUGGCUGGAAGCCCGAUUGUCAUUUGGAUAGAGAAUAUCAUUGGCUUACCAAUAAGGAGGAGUAUACUCGUCAUUAUCAAGUUUGGUCGAUUUAUAAAGGUUGGAUGGUAAGAGACUGGGUUGAGGCGCAACCAGAAGCAAUGGCAUACAAGAGAUCUCGCGGAUUGGGUGAGGAUCAGACGAAAAUAGGUAUGAGGGAUGGCUUUGAGAUGCUGAAGUUGGUGGAUGUGCAAAGUGUGGAGCAUAAGCAGAGGGUUCAGGAGGUUGUGUCUGAGAUGAUGAAGAUCGUUCCGAAUCAGAGAGUUUGCUUAGAGGAAUGCAGUUGUGAAGAUAUCUAUCUGGCACAUUAGGGCGGGAUAUGGUAAUUUGAUGUUACUAGUCCUUUUUUUGAGUUAGGGCUGUGGCAGAGAGGUGGUGUGAUUGCUGCCUCGAAACUUUCACUUCUUUCCCGAGCAACUAUGCCCGAGUGACUACUCCUUCAUGGAUGAUGUCAACUCUGGUAUAAUGCUUCGACUUUCACCUACCUUGCGGGAUUAAGCAAUCUCUUGUUGGCAUGCUGCAGACACUGGAUACACAUUGCAUGGAUAUGUCGUUGUCUCAGAUUGCCAACAAUAGCGCUGGAUUGUUUAAACCGUCUUAUUUUAGUUUAGUUUAUGAAUAAUGAAUCUCAUCUCUUUCAACCCA
Messenger RNA from Botrytis cinerea B05.10, 1843 nucleotides. RefSeq lists its product as hypothetical. The coding region runs from base 97 to 1509 and encodes 470 amino acids. The record is from RefSeq and is a predicted model, not a curated record. Lineage: Eukaryota; Fungi; Ascomycota; Leotiomycetes; Helotiales; Sclerotiniaceae. The transcript is spliced from 3 exons.